AUGGGCCCCGAGCCCCGAGAGUCCCGCGGGAUGGCGUGCGGCGCCUGUUACUACCUAGUGAUCAGCUCCACGCAUCUGAGCAACGGACACUUUCGACGCGUCAAAGGGGUCUUCAGGGGGCCACUGUGCACCACAGGAGUGUGUGAGUCACCGGAGCGUGCCGAGCGAGCGUUGGGAUGCUCUGGGGAGGAUCUGAAGUCUCUUUUCUACUGCGAGUUAUGCGACAAGAAGUACCUGCGCCACCAGGAGUUUGACAACCACAUCAACUCCUACGACCACGCACACAAGCAGAGGCUGAAGGAACUCAAGCAGAGGGAGUUUGCUCGCAACGUGGCUUCUAAGUCAUGGAAGGACCAGCGCAAGCAGGAGAAAGCUCUCAGGCGCCUGCACCAGCGAGCACAGCUGCAGCAGGAGCACCAGCGUGGCCAAGAAAGGACUUAUGAGCUACGGAGUGCUGUCAGGCUAGUUAGCCAGCAGCAAGACAGAAGCAGAGAACACAAAGCCAGCAGCCCUGUGGACAAAUUUGAACCCUUCAAACACACACACAGACACCCAGCCAAACACCCCGGUAGAUCGCCAUUGAGCCACCAGCGAGAAAAUCCAUGCUGGCCUCCCUCCCAAACACCACUGGCCACUCCAGUCGAGUCCCCGCUAAUCACUCAUCCAGAGUCCGAUAAAGGUCUUACCGCAGUGAAUCAGCAGCCUCGUGUGGGCUGCCAGCUGCCUCUGGAGGGGCGGGGGCGAGCUGGAGGCAGACGUGGGGUGUCCUUCUGUUUCUCGCGCAGGGGGCCACGGCUGGAGCCAUCGGCCUCUGUUUUCUCUGACCAGGAGGAGGAGGAGCGAGAGAGGCGAGAGAAAAUGAGAGAACGGAUUAAGGGUAUUUUGGAAGACAUAGAAAGGGAAACUGAGAGUAUUGGUCAAUCAAAUUGCACAGAGGGUUCUGAAAUUCUGGAGACUGUGAAGGAUAAUCAGAGCAUUGAUUUAUUAUGUUCACCAUCGCAUGCGGUUAGUGGAUUAGAGAUCAAUCAGACAUCAGGAACAAGUGUUGGUGAACAACUGUCUGUUUUGGGUAAAGAUGGCUCAACCUGUGUGCGAUGGCCUGUCAGUUUGCUGAAGUUCACCAAGUGUGAGCCAUGUAUCUCUUAUAGUUGCAACCCAAACUGCUCAAGGCAAUCUCAAACAACAGAACAACAUGCACAAGAACAGCUAUGUGAUCUCCCGGAUGAAUCAAAUGCAUGCAAGCCUGCUAUUCUUACACCAGACACUCAUUACUGUUUACAAAAAGAGGCAAGCCCAUCACACGAGCUGAGAAAAGCUGAGGAAAAUGUCAAGACAGAAGCACACCCGUUUGUUGAGAACAAAAACCUUUCAUCAUCAGGGGUAGCAUCAGAAGGGUUGUCACGCAUGCUAAGUGUAGAGCAUUGUGUGAGAGCGCCCUCCUAUCCAUUUGACCCCACUCAUCGUGACAGCUCUGACACAAACCCUCCAACUCCACUCGGAGACAGAUUAGCAGGCACAGGAGGGCUCACGGAGCGGGCCAUCACAGCCCUAACCUGUAAAUCACAGACUGUCACCAAACAUGGCAUUGACCCGCCCGGGUGUGAGAGCGAGAGCGAGACCAUGUGCGAGCAUGUCAGUGAUCCUCAUCCACAAGGAUGUGUUUCACAUAGAAAGACCAAACACAGCACAAAGAAGCCCAAGGUAAGAAAGAGAAAGCGGGGUGAAAAGAGAAAGGCCUCAAAGCGCAAAUCAGUAAGGUGUAAAGUGAGGAGUGUUGUCUCUGCAGUCUCCAAUGUGAGUGCCAGAGAAGAAGAAACUGGAGGGAGUUGGGGAGAGAGAAGAGGAAAACAGGAAAUAGAGGGAAGAGGAGGGAUGAGGAGAGAUGAAUGCUGUCUCUUAGGGAGAGCUGAGGCCGAGCCACUUUAUGUCUCCGUCAAGAAGAGGAGAACUCAUAGGAACAACUGCUUGGCAUCCCAGUUCCUACAAGGCAGGGAGCCAGGGGAACGCACUCGCACCUUUUCCCAGUUUGCAAGACACAUACCUGACACAGAAGAGGAGACAUUUCCCCAGAGAUCUCACUGCUCCUUACACCCUUUCUCACCAGGAUAUAACACAAAGCUGUUUUGGGAAUCGGGUCACCAUAGCAACCCCAGGAGUUUCAUUGACUGCAGUUACCCUGACAACAGCUGUGGUGGCAGCCCGGCGAGAAAGAGAAAACUCCUCCACGGGGACCGGAGAUUCAUUCACAGUAACAGAAGUAGUUUGAGACGCUAUGAUGAGACGGACAAAGGGAGGGAAAGAGGUAGGCACAUAGAUUCCAGAGACAGAAGUUUGCUGUCAGAACAAUGGGAGUGGGUUGGGGAGAAUGUUAGGCUAAAUUCUGGAGGGAGAUGGAGAAACAAGCCUUUAGGAUGGGAGUGUUGGAGUCGAUCUAGCCCAAGUCCAAAGGGCAGGGAGAUGACAAGCAGGAGAACAAGCAUCGAAGACAUGGAUUGGGACAAGUGGACACUGGGAAGCAGUGACAGCUGGGAAGAAAGAAGGACACACAGGUCCACUUCAGCCCCUAGAACUGGUACUGACAGCAGGUGGAGCCCCAGCUAUGCAUUGGGUUCUUCUGGGGUAGGACAUUCCAACUUAAGGUAUAUGACUAGCCCUGAUUGGUGGAUGAGUAAGCGUACACACAGCCCACCAAGGAAGUUUCACACAUUCGAGUCCAGCAGAAGUUACAGCCCACGGUCCUGUAGCCCGUCCAGUAGGAGUAGCAGUGUUUCUGAGCUCAGUUGGGAUUGGAGCAAGAGCAGCACCUGCUCUGAUGCAACAUGCAAGAGGCUCACAUCCGAAGUGAAAACAGCAAGUGACUUCAAAUCUCAUUCACCCAACCUAACUUUAACUGCUAGAGAAUCUUCAUCAGACCUCAAGGCACGUCACAGAGACAGCACCAGGUCUCAAUAUGAAGGGACCGUGUCACAGUUGGACUGUGAAAAUACAACUUCUGCUACUUUAACCAAAAACACAAGCCAUUCAUGCAAAACUGAUACAGUGCCAGAGAAACCAGUCCGGACAUUACCACUCCCCCUCAUAGGGAAGCUUCCUGCAAUACAGAGAAAGGCCAGAAGGAAAAAAGAAAAGUUAGAGAAGAUUCAGAAGAAGGAUAGCGAUGGGGAGGUGUGUUUGAAAUUGGCUAGUAGACAUAUUCUGGGUUUGGCUGAGUCAAACCAAAGCAGUAUGCCAAAUCUGUGUCCAGGAGAGAUUAGGAGUGAUGACAAGGAGGCAAGUGGAGAAGCUGCUCAGCCAAUCAGCUUUAGUGUAGAGGAGAUGGACAAGUAUCGUGUCUUACAAGAACAGGCAAGAGAGCACAUGCAAAAACUUUUGGAACAGAGUGAAAAGUAUAAAGAUUUGAAUGUGGAGACACACUUAACACCCACCACACAAACAGACUGUUGUGGGACUUCAGAGGAGGCCUACAUCCCGGCACCAUCACUUGAGCUUCCGCAGAAUCCUCACCAGGUGCCAGCAAGUCACAACCUCCAAGAAAGACUAUUGAAGAUGAACCCUCAUGAGGAUUUUUCUCAGCCUGUGGCUUUGGGUCUCCCUAACCUCCCUCCUCUUGCACUAACGCCCCCUUUGGCAAGCCUCCAUCAUUUCAUUUUACGGCACUCGGCCUUCUCCCCAUCUCAUUCCCCUGCAUCACAUCACGCUCUUGAUGUCCAACCAGCUCAGCUCACUCACUCAGUUAGCCACCCACUUUCAGGCCUUCCUCAUUAUCUUCACCCUCUCUCCUCUCUUUUCCCCUCCAUCCUCUUUGCUCACCACACCAUCCCUUUCCUUCCUCCUCCUCCGCCUCCUCCACCAGUGUCCGGCUUCCACGCAAACCCUCUCACGCCUCUUUCCCCACUAGCCCUGCAGCCUCCCAACAAUCUGCGGCCUUUCAUGGACAGAGCAUGGCCAGUGAGGUUCCAACAGAAGGCCUUGUGA
Nerophis lumbriciformis (worm pipefish) is the source of this 3975-nucleotide messenger RNA. NCBI's taxonomy places the organism in Eukaryota, Metazoa, Chordata, Actinopteri, Syngnathiformes, Syngnathidae. The record is from RefSeq and is a predicted model, not a curated record.